This is a messenger RNA of Symsagittifera roscoffensis, 1190 nucleotides long. Its product is annotated as leucine-rich repeat-containing protein 23-like. The record is from RefSeq and is a predicted model, not a curated record. The coding region runs from base 223 to 1083 and encodes 286 amino acids. NCBI's taxonomy places the organism in Eukaryota, Metazoa, Xenacoelomorpha, Acoela, Convolutidae. Gene Ontology annotation, molecular function: protein binding. The transcript has 7 exons.
GGCGCUGAGAAUGCAACUGCGGGGGAGGAGGGGGAUGAAAAUGAGGAAGAGCAGGAAGAAGAGGGGGAGAAGGAACAGCUGGAGGAGGACAAGACCCUGACGAAGCCCCUCACUCUGGAGGUCAUCAGCCAGAGCAUCUCUCUCCUCUGCAAAGUGGGCACUGGCCUCGCACACGCAUACGUCAGACUAGACGUCCAUGACAAGGAGUUGACAAAUAUAACGAUGUUGUCUACAUUUGUACAUUUACGCUACAUUGACAUUUCGAGCAACAGUAUCAAAGACAUCUCCCCGCUCAACUGUUUGACUCACAUGCUCACUUUGAAGAGUGAUCGGAACCUUCUGACAUCGCCCGCCCUCGCCCAGUUGCCCUAUCUGCAGUCGGCCAAUUUCUCCAAGAAUAAAAUUGUCGCCGCUGAGGGCGUGGAUCACCCCCUUCUGGAAGUACUUCACCUGUCAUACAAUAAGAUCAACUCACUCACUUCCUUUACCGCUCUCAACAUGACAAUGCUGCACACUUUGGAGCUGAGAAGCAACCAACUGCGGAGCACCAAGGGUUUAGUCAUCCCCACUCUGAAGAACCUCUACUUGGCCCAAAACGUGAUCAAGUACCUGGAGGACGUGGACAAACUGAGCAAUCUGCAGCAGCUGCAUCUCAGGGACAACCACAUCGAACACCUGGACGGCUUCAAUGAGAACAACAAGGCACUGCAGUACUUGAACUUGAGGAGCAAUCACAUCACAAACAAAAAGGAGCUGCAAAAACUCAAGAUGUUGCCGAUGUUGCGUUGUGUGGUGAUGUCGGAGUGUCCGAUCAGUGACGAGGACGACUAUCGAGUGGAGGUGCUGAUUGCACUUCGGAAGAGAAUCGAGCGGCUGGACAAGGACGAGUACACGGAGGAAGAGAGGGUCGAGGCCGAAGAGAUCUCGGAGCAGAGGAGGGCGGAGGAAAACCCAGGCGGGGCAGGAGAUGAGCAGGACGGAAUGGACCCCCUCCUCAUGGACGAAGACGGGAUGGGGGGAGAGGAGGGAUCGAACGAGGAGGGCAAUGACUUCGACCUAGAAGACGACAUGGACUACUCUUGAGGAUUAGAAAUUGAACCUGACAGAAUUUUAGCAAAUUAUUCGCCUAAUUUUUUGUUUCGAUUUUUUCUUUGUCACUUUCUUGAUCAUUUCAUAUCGUACGAGGAAUU